Molecule: messenger RNA, 990 nt
Organism: Closterium sp. NIES-65
Lineage: Eukaryota; Viridiplantae; Streptophyta; Zygnematophyceae; Desmidiales; Closteriaceae
Source: the annotation of a GenBank genome assembly
AUGGCUACCCCUAGUGUCCUCGCUUUUGGUGCUGAGGGUCGGGCCAUUGACUUUGACGUCUGGAUAGAUGACCUGCAGCCUUUCUUACAGUGCGAUAGGGCGGACGGACUCUCUCUCUUUGACCUCACCUCUGGUGCCUCUCCUGCCCCUGCUGCUGAUGCUGACGCCACUUACAAGAGUGCUCAGACCUUGUACGACGCUGUAGUUGCACGCUACUCCUCCCCUGCCACUGCUGCACUGAGCCGCCUCAUGCUACCGUACCUCUUCCCUGACCUUGCUGCCUUUCCCACAGUCGCUGACCUCAUUACGCACCUCCGCACUAGUGACACUCGCUACCGCGCUGCGCUUCCUGCUGAGUUCUGCGCCAAGAACCCCCCCCCCCCCAUGUACAUCACUCUCUACUACAUAGUCACCCGCCUCCCUGACUCCCUUCGCAUAGUCAGGGACCACUUUCUCUCAGUCUGUUCCACCACUCUCACUGUUGACCUCCUCGAGAAGGCCCUCCUAGCAGCGGAGCAGAGCAUAGUCGCUGUAGGAGCCUCUCGUGGUGACCCGCGCACCCCCAUCUUUGAGGGGUGUUCCCUCUCCCCCCUUUUGCCCUCUAUUGCCUCUGCUGCUGCGGCCGACCUCAUUGGGCUUGAGUCGGUCGGUGCGGCGUCUACCCCUAGUGGGAGACGCCGCUCUGGCAAGGGCAAGGGGGGCAGGGGCGCUGGAGGAGCUAGCGGGGGCGGUGGAGGCGGCGGUGGAGGCGGCGGAGGGAGUGGGGGUGGCGGUGGGGGUGGUGGCGAGAGUGGAGGUGUCGGUGGCGGCAGUGGAGGCGGAGGCGGCGGCGGUGGCGGUGGGAGCGGAGGUGGUGGAGGUGGCGGAGGUGGAGGAGGCGGUGGCGGAGGAGGAGGAGGAGGAGGUCGUGGCUCUUCGCAGAGGAGUGGCUCCGGUGGUGGUCAGCGCCAGCAGCAGCAGCGCAGUCGGGAGACCCUGUCCCCACAGUAG